CAAAUUCCCCAGACCAAACCAUUCCCUUCCAUCCGCAUCCACCACUCCACCAGAUCGCCGGCCAUGGCUCCAAUCCGACGCGCCGCGCCGCGCCCGGACUUCGCCUCCCACCCCUCCGACCUCGAGCUCAUCAACACCUACCUCAUCCCCUGGGUCAACACCGGCGAGCGCCCCUGGAACUUCAUCCACGACGCCGACGUCUACGCCGCCAAGCCCCAGGACCUCGCCCGCAACUUCGCGCCCGCCACCGCCAGCGACGGCCUCGAGGGCUGGUACUUCUUCUCCACCCUGCGCUCCAAGAACCGCCGCGGCCAGCGCAAGUCCCGCACCGUGGGGUCCGAGGGGGACGACGGCUGCUGGCACUCGGAGCGCGCCGCCAAGGCCCUCUACGCCGGCAUCAGCCACACCCGCCAGAUCGGGUACCGCCAGACCUUCUCCUUCGCCACCAAGGGCGACGGCCGCCUCCUCCGCUCCGGAUGGCUCAUGGCCGAGAUCGGCCUCAACUCGGACGGCUCGGAGGACGACGAGCUUGUCCUCUGCAAGGUCUAUCGGAGCCCGCGCGUCAAGAGAUCUACGGCGGCGGUGGAAGCUACCGCUGGACCACCCAGGGUUGGAAGGGGAAAAGCAGCAGCAAGUCCCGACCACUCUGCCCCCUGUUCUCAACAGGCUGGACCCCCCGCGCAUCUGCCUUCCGCUUCCACUUCCGGCACGCUGUCCAUGGAGUCCGACUCCGAGCAGGACUCGACCAGCCAAGGCGGCGGCGUAAUCGCUACGUCGCCGUCUGCCACUCCGCCCCGAAGGCCAAGCCCCCCACGUCUCAUCGCGCCGAAACCCCCCUCCGAGCCUCUUCGGGCUACGCAGCAGAUCCCUUCGUCGCCCAUUCGUCGCACAUCUGCCGCCGUGGCGGCGCCGCCGCCGCGCCCGGACUUCGCAUGCCACCCUUCGGACCAAGCGCUCGUGCAGUCCUACCUCAUCCCGCGCAUCGCCUCCGGCCUGCACCCGUGCAAGUUCACCCACGACGCCGACGUCUACGCCGCGGGCCCCGACGCGCUCACCAGCGAGCUCCCCCCGGCCAUCUCAGGCGACGGCGAGAAGGCCUGGUACAUCUUCACCACGCUGCCGGCCAAGAGCACCCACGGCCAGCGGCGGCCGCGCACGGUGGCCACCGGGGAGGGGUGCUGGCACUCGGAGGCCGGCGUCAAGCCUGUCGUCGACGGUGACCACCACCAGAUUGGAUGGCGCCAGUUCUUCUCCUUCAUGACCAAGGACGCUGCUGGCCGGAGUACCCGCACCGGGUGGAUCAUGGUGGAGAUCGGCCUCGAGCAGGAGGGCUUGACGGACGAGCUCGUCUUGUGCAAGGUGUACCGGAGCCCGCGUAAAGGGCCAGCGCCCACUGCCCUGCUGGAAUCCACCGCCUCGGCGGCGGCAUCUGGACGCAGCAAGAGGAGAGCCGACGACAACAACUCUGGCGCAGCGCUCACGCUGGGGACAGCUCCCGGCCGUGCCAAGGAAUCUACGGCGACGACACCUCCCUCUGGACGCAAGAGGAAAACCACCGGCGACUCGAGCCCCGGCGCAAGGGGUCCAGCGCGCGGAGUCCUCAAGCUCACGACGCCCCCGACGUCUGGGCGCAAGAAGCAGCAGGGCGACAAGAAGAAGGCGCGACUGUGCACUCGCUGUCGGAUCGAGACAGCCGAGUCGGACAGCGGGACGUCCGAAGACGACGAUACGGAGGAUGACGAGACCCGCGGAGGAUCGGGGACGGGCCUUCUUGAGCACGACUCGAUUACCGACGAGUCUGCCGCGCCCCAUGGACACGAAGCCGGUGAUUCUUCAGCAAGUGCUAGAACAUUCUACCGCUUCGUCUAGAUUAGUUGAGUCGCCAGUUCAAGAUUUGACACAGAAGAGAUGAUCCAAGAUCGAGUUCCACAUCACCAGUAUCGACCACCAGGGCAAUUUGCUCUUCGUUCGUGUCAUUUAGAUAAAAA
Lolium perenne is the source of this 1988-nucleotide messenger RNA. RefSeq lists its product as uncharacterized. Lineage: Eukaryota; Viridiplantae; Streptophyta; Magnoliopsida; Poales; Poaceae. Gene Ontology annotation, molecular function: DNA binding. Gene Ontology annotation, biological process: regulation of DNA-templated transcription. The record is from RefSeq and is a predicted model, not a curated record.